UUGCAGAACAGAAACGAACAGUGACAGUAGUAGUAGAUUAGGUUGUAGUAAUUCGGAACAAUAUAAGUUUGAAAUCAGUUUCAAGAUGGUACGUAAGCACAAAAGGAAGAAAGAAACACAACUUUGUACAGAAAGCCAAUUCAAGGAUGCCAUCUCCCAACUGCAAGGAAAGUCAUUAAGAAAAGUGAGCAAGGAAACUGGUAAUUCUAAAACAACAUUACAUAACUAUCAUAAGAUAUCAAAAGCAUCACGAGACAUCCCACUGAAACCAAUGUGCCAUGGCAAUCAAAUACUGUCAAGAGCCCAAGAAAAUGAACUUGCUGAAUACUUAGUUGAAACUCAAAAAGAGGGAUAUGCUCUUACUCCCAAAUUGUUGAAGGAGUUGACAUUUUCGUACGCCCGAUAUAAUGGCAUUGUCAUUCCUUCCAACUGGUCGAAAAACGGUUGUGCUGGAGCCGAUUGGUUUACAAAUUUCAUGAAACGCCAUCCUCGGUUAACACUUAGAAAGCCGGAAGGAACUAGCAUAGCGAGAGCCGGUGCCCUGAACAAUCCAGUAAUGGAGAACUUCUACGACCAACUUGAGGUGUUGUACAAGAAAUACGAUUUCACAGAUGAUGAAAUUUUCAACAUAGAUGAAACUAACGAUCCUACAGUUUUAGAUUCCGAGAAAGUUAUUGCUGAAACAGGAACACAUCAGGUUUAUUCCAAUAUAGGUUCAGAAAGAGGAAUAAAUGUGACAAUGUGCCCAAUGGACGUAGUUCCGCACGGAUGGCUUCCGUUGGCAAAUCAAUUCGGGUGGAUGGAUGAAAGUGAUUUUCUUCUUCUUUUUUUGAAGCACCUCAGGAGUCAGAUUACUUGUUCGCCUACAAAGCCAGUCUUGGUGUUCGUUGACGGCCACAGCUCUUAUGUUGGUUAUUCUGUUGUGAUGUAUUGCAAAGAACAAGGAAUAGUACUUCAAACAUUACCACCCCACACAUCUCAUGGUUCUCAACCAUUAGACAGAACUUGCUAUGGCCCGUUCAAACGAUAUCUUAAUCAGGGUCAUGAUGAAUUUAUGCGAAAGAAUCCAGGCAAGGCUAUUAUAAUUUAUGACGUCCCAAUCAUCUCAAAAUUAGCCAUCGAGAAAGCUUUUACCGAACACAACAUCAAGAAAGGACUUUAUGCCACUGGAAUUUUCCCACAUAAUCGUACAGCGAUACCAGAAAAAAUGUAUUCAUUAUCAAAGACAAGUUUACCUGGUACAAAUUUACCAGUAAGUGAACCCACACAUUCCCUUCUGCAGACUUCAAGUUAUGUGAGGGAUGAUGUUGCAACAUUACUGCCUGUGUUGCAACAAGCAGCAACGCAAUAUUCUUUAGCAGUUACAGUACAUGGACGAAUAUUGUUGACUCCAGUAGCUACUAGAAGAAUGGCUCAGCCGCUACGCCUUCAGCAGCUAUCACCGUCCUCUUCUUCGUCGUCAGUUCCUUCUACUCUUAUUACUUCGCAAGCAGAUUAUGCCGUGCCACAUACUCACUCCAAUCCAGUUCAGUGUUAGGAGUACCAAGAUAGAUUGAUUGUUUCUGCUGGAUCGUGUACCCCUACACCUACCGUUCCUUUUCCACAAGAAAACGACGAGAGUUCUUCUAGUGUGACAGUAGCUUCGUCCACUCCAGUCCAGUAUUAUGAACAGCAGGAUCAUAUACCUUUGCAUUCUGUAUCGUGUACUCCCUCUCCGACUAUAUCUGUUCCAGAACAAAACGUCGACGGUUCAUCUUCAGUGGUUCGUCAUUUCGCACCCUGCGACCUACAACCUAUAACCAAGGUGCCACAAAGUGGGCCACGCAUGUUGAAAUCGAAUAAAAGAUUAGGCUCAGCACGCAAUCUAACAAGCGACCAUGAGCUACAGCAGAGUAAAGAGGCUUACGAACAAAAAUUGCGGAAGGAAACGAAGAAACAAGAGGCUGCUCUCAAGAAAGCAAACAAUCAGGCGAAGAACAAGGAACCCAUUAAAACGAAGCCCAAGAAGAAAGCUGAUAAAGAGAACAUUGACCCACAGGACAAUGAAGAGAUCUUUUGUUUGAGGAACGACAACGAGUAUCUACCCCCACAGCCGACAACACCCCAGCAAAAACGCAAGAGGAUUAGCAGAGUUGCUAUAAGUAAACUGAUUUCUCAAUAAAUUAAGUAUUAUCGUUGUGUCCAUAUCACUCUUUGUACAAUAGAAAUAGAAAUAAAAUGAAGGUCUCACAAUCA
Molecule: messenger RNA, 2235 nt
Organism: Daphnia magna
Lineage: Eukaryota; Metazoa; Arthropoda; Branchiopoda; Diplostraca; Daphniidae
Product: MFS-type transporter clz9-like
Exons: 7
Coding region: 86-1537 (483 amino acids)
Cellular component (GO): nucleus
Molecular function (GO): DNA binding
Source: RefSeq, a predicted model, not a curated record